UCCAGCUAGGAGAGAAGCUCCUUUUUGACCCACAGGACAGCAACAACCUCUUCUACCCUUGGUCUGGCCAGGAUCGCCCCUCCUCUCACUCAACCCAGCAGCAUCUCCAGGAGAGGCCAGCAGGAUGGUUUACGGCCAAGGAGGAGUCAAGUUCCAGAACUGGGCCAAGACCUAUGGCUCCUCUCCAGAGCUAUACUUCCAGCCCACCUCAGUGGAGGAGAUCCAGGAGAUCCUGGAUAUGGCCAGGCAGUGGAAAAAAAGGGUGAAGGUGGUGGGUGGUGGUCACUCUCCUUCGGACAUCGCCUGCACUGAUGACUUCAUGAUCCAAAUGGGGAAAAUGAACAGGGUCCUCAAGGUAGACAAGGAGAAGCAGCAAGUGACGGUGGAAGGUGGGAUUUUCCUCUCGGAUCUGAACAUCGAGCUGAGCAAGCACGGGCUGGCCUUGGCCAACUUAGGAGCCGUUUCUGAGGUGACAGCGGCCGGUGUGAUCGGGACAGGGACACACAACACAGGGAUCAAGCAUGGCAUCCUCCCCACCCAGAUCAUAGCGCUCACACUGCUGACAGCCUCAGGGGAGAUCCUGGAAUGCUCUGAGUCCAUCCACGUGGACAUCUUCCAGGCUGCCCGCCUGCACCUCGGCUGCCUGGGCAUCAUACUCACAGUCACCUUCCAGUGUGUGCCCCAGUUCUACCUGCACGAGGUCACCUUCCCCUCCACUCUCACUGAGGUCCUUGAUCACCUUGAGGACCACCUGAAGAGAUCCCAAUAUUUCCGAUUCCUGUGGUUCCCUCACAGUGAGAACGUCAGUGUCAUCUACCAGGAUCCCACCAACAAGCCCCCGUCUUCCUCCGCCAGCUGGUUGUGGGAUUAUGCUGUUGGCUAUUAUUUGCUGGAGUUUCUCCUCUGGAUCAGCACCUUCGUGCCCAGCUUGGUGUGCUGGAUCAACCGCUUCUUCUUCUGGCUCCUCUUCAGGUCGCGGGUGGAGAAUAUUGCCAUCAGCUACAAGAUCUUCAACUACGAGUGUCGCUUCAAGCAGCAUGUUCAAGACUGGGCCAUCCCCAUUGAGAAGACAAAGGAAGCUCUGCUGGAGCUGAAGGCCGCCUUGGAGAACAACCCCAAGCUGGUGGCUCACUACCCUGUGGAGGUGCGCUUCGCUCGGAGGGAUGAGAUCUGGCUGAGUCCCUGCUUCCAGCGGGACAGCUGCUACAUGAACAUCAUCAUGUACAGGCCCUAUGGGAAGAACGUCCCUCACCUCAACUACUGGCUGACCUAUGAGGGCAUCAUGAAGAAACAUGGUGGAAGACCACACUGGGCAAAGGCCCACAGCUGCACCCGGAAGGACUUUGAGAAGAUGUACCCAGCCUUCCCCAAAUUCUGCUCUGUCCGGGAGAAGUUGGAUCCUACUGGAAUGUUCAUGAACGCCUACCUGGAAAAGGUGUUUUACUGAUGAGGGUAAUGCAGGGGAUGGAGGAAAGGUCAGCCAUCAACUGCAAUUCUUGGAAUACCUCAAAAAUCCUGGUCCUCUGUAGUCCCAACAUGCUGCACACCCAUGCCCUUGUCUGUCAUGAUGACAGGCAGGAACAUGUUCUGAUCUUGAUGCUAACAAGGCUCUGCAGUGCCUGGAAGUCUCUUCUGGAAACCAGCAGCUCAAAGGGACAAUGUCCCUUUCCCCACCCCACCCACCUGUAAGCCCCAAGUACUUCUCCAAGCCAACAUUUCAAUAAAGACC
Molecule: messenger RNA, 1729 nt
Organism: Cuculus canorus (common cuckoo)
Lineage: Eukaryota; Metazoa; Chordata; Aves; Cuculiformes; Cuculidae
Product: L-gulonolactone oxidase
Exons: 12
Coding region: 125-1447 (440 amino acids)
Cellular component (GO): membrane
Molecular function (GO): D-arabinono-1,4-lactone oxidase activity; FAD binding
Source: RefSeq, a predicted model, not a curated record